Messenger RNA from Stylophora pistillata, 1133 nucleotides. Its product is annotated as homeobox protein MSH-B. The record is from RefSeq and is a predicted model, not a curated record. Gene Ontology annotation, biological process: embryonic morphogenesis; regulation of transcription by RNA polymerase II. Gene Ontology annotation, molecular function: DNA-binding transcription factor activity, RNA polymerase II-specific; RNA polymerase II transcription regulatory region sequence-specific DNA binding. Lineage: Eukaryota; Metazoa; Cnidaria; Anthozoa; Scleractinia; Pocilloporidae. Gene Ontology annotation, cellular component: nucleus.
CCGCUAAUAAAAACUGACAAGAGUAUGUAUUAUGUGUAAAUAUACUUGAACUAAGUAAAAAUCACUGAUCUCAAAUCAAUUUACGGAGAACUAUGCCACAUGAUAAACACGGAGUGUAAUCUGAACGACCACAUUGAAAAGGUAAACCAUGGCGAACUCGAGGCGCGAGGACAACAAGUUGGACAAAGAUAUCAAACAGAAAGGACAACAUGGCUCUUGCAAGCCCUACCUUGCAUUUUCAAUUGAUAAUAUUUUGCGAAGAAAAGAAGAAACCGCGCUAAACACAACGCAUGUUGUCCACGCCGGGAACAAAGCAUACACAACGAGAUCAGCAGAAAUUGAAGUCCGGCAAGGGCCACCUAAAAAAGAAAUGGUAAAUUCGACGAAAAUUACCCAUUUACCUUGGUUGGCAUAUACACGCUACUCACCGCCUAAACUUCCAAGGUCAAAGAGAAGACUCAACAACAGCAAACGUCGUUCAAGUGGCUGUCCUCGGGUGCCAUUCUCCACUUCACAGCUGAUGACCUUAGAGCAAAAAUACACAGAAAAUCACUAUCUGUCUGGAAAACAAGUCACCGAGCUGGCGCGCAGCUUGGACUUACCACAACAUCGAAUCAAGAUUUGGUUUCAAAACCGACGCGCGAGAGAGAAACGUAACCAAGAAGAAAGUUCGAUUAACAGGAUGGAUGAGCGGCCAACAAAUUUCUCGGAACAGGUUGAGUUAAAUACGCAGUUAACAGCUUGUUUUGCGCCUCUUCCACUGACCUCAAACUUUUCCAUGGACUGGUUUGGUUUGGGCAGCCACUCACACUAUGAAAUGCUUAAUAAGUAUUUCAACAUGGGUGAGAACGGGCCCGAAACAAUGGGGACAUUUCCCUUCAGCUGAAGGAACGUGAAAAUAAGCUUUCGACCAACGUUAGGAGGCCAGAGACUUUAAACAACAGGCAUGCUUUCCGAGCUCUCCGCUUUGAGCUGAAUAGUAUUUUAUUUCGAUCAAUGCUGCAAGUCGAAAGAAACUUAUAGCUUUUAUCAAAUUAAGUAUCGUGUUUUACUGUAAGAUGACGAUUUUAUUUGCGGUGAGUUGAUAUAUGUACCCCUGUUAGGUUUUUCAUUCUUAAUUAUCAUGUAAUGAA